Messenger RNA from Candoia aspera, 1242 nucleotides. Its product is annotated as interferon-inducible GTPase 5-like. The record is from RefSeq and is a predicted model, not a curated record. The transcript has a single exon. The coding region runs from base 1 to 1242 and encodes 413 amino acids. Gene Ontology annotation, cellular component: membrane. Lineage: Eukaryota; Metazoa; Chordata; Lepidosauria; Squamata; Candoiidae. Gene Ontology annotation, molecular function: GTP binding; GTPase activity.
AUGGCAGCGAAGGAUGAGGGCAACAAAAUUAGUCUAACUGAAGAACAAAUCCAAGAACUCAGGACUGCCUUUGAGACAGGGAAUUUUGCUCAGCUGGCGCAACGCCUGCAAGAAGCUUUUCGCUCGCUGGAGGACGUCCGCUUGAACGUGGGAGUCGUUGGAGAGUCCGAAGGAGACAAAUCAACCUUCAUCAACACCUUUCGGGACCUCUGUGAGGAAGAUGAAGGGGCAGCUCCUUCUGGAAAGGUGGAUGCCAAUAGAACUGCUGUGGCUCAUCCACACCCCAAGUAUCCCAACGUAAUCCUCUGGGAUCUGCCCAAUAUUGGGAACGCAGAUUUCGAUGCCAAAAGUUACGUAGAGCAGAUGGAUGUGGCCUGCUAUGACUUCUUUUUAAUUAUUGCCUCUCAGCACUUCAGUGCCUUCCAUGCUCAGCUGGCUGAGAAGAUCAAGCAAGCAAGCAAAGACUGCUAUUUUGUCCGCUCCAAAGUGGAUGCAGAUCUAGAAUCGGCCCAUCAGAACAGCCCAUCCAGCUUCAGUGAGAUUGCCACGCUGGAGAAGGUCCGGGAAGGCUGUGUGCAGGACCUUCAAGCUGAGCAAGUGACGUCCCCCAAGAUCUUCCUUAUUUCCAACCUUUUACUCAGCAAGUAUGACUUCUACCUCCUGGGAGAGACGAUUGGGAAGAACCUGGACCUACAAAAGAGCCAUUCUUUCCUCCUUGCCACCCCCAACAUCUCCCAUCGCAUCCUGCAGAAGAAGAAGGACACGAUGACCGAACACUUGUGGCUGGCUGCUCUGGUGGCCUGUGGGAUCCAGACGGAAGCUGUCCCAGAGAUCUCAGUGGAGUGUGACGUGGACCUGCUCGUCAGGACCAUGCAAGGUUUCUGCCUCAGCUUUGGCCUGGAAGAGGACUCCUUGAGGAGGACCGCCCAACACGUGGAGCAGCCCUUUGAACGGUUGAAAGCCCUAAUUAGGUCCCCACUGGCUCCUGCAAUCACCAAAGGACGGGUGGUGGAGCUGCUCAUCCAAGCAGCCAGCAAAGCCCCCAGGCUGCCCAAGCAGCUUGUCCCCAUGGCCACAGCCGGGUUGUCCUUCGCUGUGGUGUACAGCAUGCUGACAGCCUUCGUGGAGGAUGUGGCCGCUGACGCCCACAGGGUGCUGGUCAAAGUGUUUAUGAGCCACAAGGGCACGCGGGAGUCCAAGGCCACCCUGUCAACAGCCUUGGAGAACCAGGGCCAUUCUUAG